CGGCUUCACCAUCCAUGGCGCCUCAAACAUACGACUCAAUUUUCGAUCCUGGUGCUCUGUCUGACACUAGCGCAAGUGAUCAUGACACGAGCUCGAAAGCAAACACGAACAUUCAAGCUCAAGAUGCGGAAUGUAUGACUCUCACUUGGCGGAUGGAACGUGGAGGACAACCAGCAGCAAGUACAAUAAAUUCUGGCGAAACUGGCACGGCAAAGCGCAAGGCCCCAGGUUGUCUGAGGAAGAAGAAACCCACAGAGGAGACAGGUGCGUGCAUAACAUCAUUUUCCCCUUCAACUUCGCAUUUGAAUUUGAAGUCUUGGUGUAUCUUGAAUGUCUCUCUGCUGAUUAUUGCUUAGAUGUACCUGCCCCACCCGCUCCCGCACGAGUGACAUAUUACCUCUCGAUUUUCUCGGAGGCGGAGCUUCGCAAAGCAGAAAAACAAAGGAAAUCACUCAAUUCAUUCUUGCAGCAAACGGCCGACUUGCCGUUCGAUACUUUGAAGGCACAGUUACUUACUCAGAUCUCGGCAAAACUAAACCCCAGCAAGAUCUCACACGACGACUACGACAUCGACUGGACUGUACCACGGAUCCAGCCAUCUCCUUUGGCUCUUGCUUCGGACAGCGAUUACAAUUUUUUGCUUCAGCACGCCACGAAACACAAAGAGCCGCAGGCAAAUAUCACCAUCAAGGUUCGCAUGAACAAGAACCGUCGCAACAAAGAUACAGACACAAGCUCCGGAGAGGAUGAUGUAGGUUCUGAGAAUGAGAGCGACGAUGACAGGAGGCCGAAAAAGAAGACGAAGAAGACCUCAGCAAAAGAAAAAGCCAAGGUACUAGAGACAAACUUGAAUAUCAAGAUCGACACGAAGAUUCAACAACUUCGCGACCGGUGGAUGUGUUCGAAGCCUGGAUGUACGAGCGAGUUCUGUUUCAUCCACACCGAGCAUCCUGAACACUUCCCGCUCGGACGUGAGCAUCUUUCUGUAUGGGCAGCUGCAUGGAACAAAGAUGAAGCACAAGCAAACCUCGAGACUCCCCCGAACCACGCCAAGUUCAAUGCACUUCCAGGGCAGAAGGGCACUGCCUCUCUUCUUCAGCGUCGCCUUGCUGAACGCACACAGCCUGCAAAUCAGCCUCAUGGUCCGGUCAUCAAUUUCAACAUCCCGCCAGAGCUUCUCGCUGUGUUUCGCCCUCCUGCAGUUCUGAACAGCGACAUACCUCAACCUGCACCUGCUGGAUCACGCACUGAAGGUGAUCGAUCACAAGACUCUCUGAUUCCCUAUGGUGUGCCUCAUGGACCAACAUUUUCCCUCAACGAGUUCUGUAGCAAUUAUACCCUCAGCAACGAUAUCCGCACGAAGCUACACCAGAACGGGUAUACAGGCACGGAGACUAUCUGUUACAUUCUCAUCUCUGAGCUGAAGGAAAUGGAGUUCAAGCUGGGAGAGAUUGCUGCGAUGCGUGCAGCCAUGAAGCGUUGGUGCAAGUGA
Molecule: messenger RNA, 1492 nt
Organism: Suillus paluster
Lineage: Eukaryota; Fungi; Basidiomycota; Agaricomycetes; Boletales; Suillaceae
Exons: 4
Coding region: 131-1492 (453 amino acids)
Source: RefSeq, a predicted model, not a curated record